AUGAGGUUCUAUACAGCUGUUGCAGCACUGGUCGUUGGCUCUGUGUCAGCGAGAGUCGUCCGGAAACAAGAGUCUGCUGGCACAGAGAAACAAGAAUGGAUCGUCCAAGUGAGCAAAGACACCGCGGUCGCGGAUGUUUUCGCCCAGGCCAAUAGCUUCUUGCGCUCCGCCCAGCCCAUCACUCCAGACCGCACCUACGAGUUCGAUGGUUUCCAUGGUUUCUCAAUCUCCACAUCGGAGUCUGUUCUGGAGAGCCUACAGUCGCAGGGGCUAAUCACCAAGUUCCACCCCAAUAAUGAAAUCUGGCUUGAUCAAGCACCAAUCGAAACACAACAUAAUGCACCUUACAAUUUGGCUCGUAUCAGCAGCCGCGUUCCUGGUACGACAGAGUACAAAUAUCAAGCCGAGCCUGGCAAAGGGACCUUCAUUUACAUCUUCGACACUGGUGUCAACAUCGACCAUGAAGACUUCGAAGGCCGAGCCUAUCACGGUGCCAAUUUCUCUUCCGAUCAAACGCCAGAAGACCUCGACGGCCAUGGAACCUCUGUCGCUGGCUUAGCUGCAGGGCGGCGAUGGGGCGUUGCUAAAGAUGCAACGAUCAUCAAUGUCAAAGUCAUCGGCAGUCUCGGCGGCACAACUGCUGAUAUUCUUUCUGGACUGGAAUGGACGAUUAAUGACGCGCAAUCAAAGAAUCGCAUCGGACGUGCAGUAGCCAAUCUUUCUCUCGGCAGCUUUCGCUCAGAAAUCAUGAACGACGGUGUGGAAGCUAUGGUUCAAGCCGGCAUUUUCGUUGUUGUGGCUGCUGGAAAUAGUAAUGAUGACGCGAGUCUUUACUCGCCCGGGACUGCCGAGGGCGCAUGCAAUAUUGCUUGCUCGAAUGCCACUGAUGGAAGAACAUUCUUCUCGAACUGGGGUUCUGCUAUUGACUUGUUUGGACCUGGAGCUGCUGUUGAGUCGCCGAGUCAUCUCUCGAAUACUGGUACACGAGUCACUUCUGGAACAAGCGAGGCAGCACCUCAGGUUGCAGGUCUGGGGGCGUAUUUGAUUGGUGUGGAAGGCCCGACUUUUGGUGGUGUGCUUUGUGAUCGUAUGAAGGAGUUGGCUACGAGAGAUGUAAUUACUGAUCCGAAGGGAAGCCCCAGCUUGCUGGUUUACAAUGGCGUGGCGUAG
Messenger RNA from Cercospora beticola, 1170 nucleotides. Its product is annotated as S8 family peptidase. Gene Ontology annotation, biological process: proteolysis. NCBI's taxonomy places the organism in Eukaryota, Fungi, Ascomycota, Dothideomycetes, Mycosphaerellales, Mycosphaerellaceae. Gene Ontology annotation, molecular function: serine-type endopeptidase activity. The record is from RefSeq and is a predicted model, not a curated record.